Messenger RNA from Durusdinium trenchii, 1086 nucleotides. NCBI's taxonomy places the organism in Eukaryota, Dinophyceae, Suessiales, Symbiodiniaceae. The record is from the annotation of a GenBank genome assembly.
CUUGGAGUAAGGACGCUACUAGGGGCUUGAGUAGGUUGGGAGGCCAUCGCUCAACCGGUGCUGCCGCACUGCCUGUGCGCGGUGCUGCCCGGGUGGUUUCUUCGAUGGCUCCGGCGGUGCCAUCCUUGAGAGUUCAACGGCUGGAGGAGCUGCAGCGGCAGCAGUCCAUUGAGCUGCAGCAGAUCCUGUUGAGGAGCUCGCCAAACACUCCAAGGCGCACGGCCACGGUGGCCUCGCCCCAUCCGCCGCGCUCGGCGCGCUCCACCCCGACACCGCCCCAACGGAGCACACGCGGAGCACAGACUCCGACGGUCCCAUGGACUCCAAGGGAAACACGCAAGAGAACUCCGAAAGCUCCGCAAGUGGAUCUAUCGCCCAAGGUGCAGGACUUGUUGAAGCUCUUGGACUCGAUUCCUGUGGGCAGUGAAGCGGCCUUUGCGGGCCUCAAGGUGGCCCGCGCGGGGUUCCUUCGCCUGGCCAAUGAGUUCCAGGGUUUGCAGCAGCGGUUGAUGGCGCAAGAUCGACUGCAGGAGGAACUUCAGACGUCCUUGGUUCGACAUGGUGGUGGUAUGUUGAAAGACCGCCUGCAAGAGGAGCGGCUCCGCUAUGACGACCACAUCCAGGCACUGUCAGCCGCAGAGAAAGAGAAGCGCUCAAAUCAGGCUGAGCAGCGUUUGGAGCAGUUCCAAUCCUUUGCUGACCGGCUGGAGAACCAGGCGGCGGACUUUCGUCAGCACUUCGCACACGUGAAGGAGGUUCGGGCGCUGGAUCGCAGCAUUCAGGAGGACUUGGCCGCGAAGGAACGCCUCGCAUCUCUCCAAGAGCUUGUGGAGGCGAAGCGAGCCCAGUUGAAGGAGCUUCGUCGCAGACGUCGUGCCCAAGCCGAAGUACAAGCCGAAGUAGCCGAAGUAGCAGAAGGUCCACUUCUUGAAAGUGAGAGCUGUGAGCUUCCAACUUUAUGAGUGCGGACGGCACAGUUAGGCCCGAUGUGGCACUGCUGAGUUUCGAGCCACAGAGCCUUCGAGUAAGGGUGUAACAGAAGCCCCUUUGAGAUCCGACGCGGCACGUUCCAAAGCAGAGGUGCCA